UCCUGUGGUGUCUAAUAUCUUCCAGUAAAGGAACCUGUUCUUCAGUUUUACAGUUCUGCUCACAGAUCAGCCCAUUCCCUAUCGAAACUUAAUGCAAAAUCAAGGAGAAAAGAGCUGUUUCUUCAGAAGUCAGAUUUCUAAAGGCUUGAAAAUUAUUGAAAUGCAUGGAAAAAAAAAAAAAAGAAAGAAAUGAGGUCUUGCUAAGGGGUGGUUCCCUAAGUAGUCUCUCACUUCCACAAUGUGGGAUGGUAUCUUAGUCUUCCUACCUGUGUGGGUGGACAGGAGACUUACGACAGUGACUGAGACCAAGAGUAAAUCAUCUGCUAUUGAUGUCCCACAGAUGAAGUGGCUUCCUUGUCUUCACCACAACUUUUUGUGAACACAUGUUCCCUGCUCCAGAUUGGCUGGAUUUCUGUGUAACCCCUGGACCUGUUUCUGCAGGGAAGUUCAUCUACCAGCCAUCAACCAUGAAGAUUCUUAGCUACCUCCUGGUUUACCGAAGGUUCCUGCUCAUUGUCCUCACCCCACUGCUUUUACUUCCACUUCCACUUAUCAUCAAAACCAAAGAAGCAGAAUGUGCAUACACGUUGUUUGUAGUUGCCAUCUUUUGGCUUACAGAAGCUCUGCCACUGGCUGUUUCAGCUUUGCUCCCUGCCUUUAUGUUCCCAUUGUUUGGUAUAAUGGAAUCCAAGGAGGUAGCAUCUGCUUAUUUUAAAGACUUUCAUCUGCUGCUGAUUGGAGUAAUUUGUUUGGCAACGUCAAUAGAAAAAUGGAAUUUCCACAAAAGAGUGGCUUUAAGAAUGGUGAUGUUGGUGGGUGUCAACCCUGCAUGGCUUACGCUGGGUUUCAUGGUUAGCUGUGCUUUCUUGUCAAUGUGGCUCAGCAACACCUCUGCUGCUGCCAUGGUGAUGCCAAUUGUAGAGGCUGUAGCUCAGCAGAUCAUCAGAGCUGAAGCAGAAGCUGAUGCGCUGGAGAUGUCUUGCUCUAACGGCUCCAUCAACCCGGCACUGGAGCUGGACGAAAAUAUAGGAGCAUGUGAAAGCAGUGACUGGAAAGAGAAAGAAAAAAAACUUAAUGGAUAUGACAACAAUGUGGGUAGUACUGUGUGCACAAUUGAAAAGGAAAAUGAAAAAGAAAAGGAACAGAACCUACCACCUGCUGAAACAGGGAAAAAAAGCAGAGAGGACAAAUACAGUGGGAUUUUCAAAGUGAUGUGCUUAUGUGUUGCUUAUUCUGCUACCAUUGGAGGGCUGACCACAAUCACAGGAACAUCAACUAAUCUGAUUUUUGCUGAGCACUUCAAUACACGUUACCCAGCUUGCCAGUGCAUCAAUUUUGGAUCCUGGUUUAUCCUUUCCAUCCCCAUAACAGUUAUUAUUCUGCUGCUCUCCUGGGUCUGGCUCCAGUGGCUUUUCCUUGGGUUUGAUUUUAAAAACAUGUUCAAGUGUGGCAAGAAGAAAACAGCUAGAGAAGAGGCCUCAGCACAGGUGAUUCAGGAGGAGUACAAGAAGCUUGGACCAAUGAGUUACCCAGAAAUUGUUACACUUGUCCUGUUCAUUCUAAUGACCCUACUGUGGUUCACCAGGGAGCCUGGCUUCAUCCCAGGAUGGUCUUCACUUUUCCCAAAGUAUAAAGGCUAUGCUACAGAUUCAACAACUGCCUUAGUGAUAGGCCUGCUGUUCUUUAUUAUUCCAGCAAAAACAUUGUCUAGGACUUCAAAUGGAGAAAACACUGCUUUUGGUUACACUCCGCUGAUUACUUGGAAGGAAUUUCAGUCAUGCAUGCCCUGGGAAAUAGCUAUUCUUGUUGGUGGUGGGUUUGCACUGGCAGACGGCUGUGAGGUUUCAAAACUUUCUGAUUGGGUAGCAAGUAAAUUGACUCCUCUAGGAUCAUUACCCUUGUGGCUGGUUAUCCUGAUAUCAUGCCUUAUUGUCACUUCAGUAACAGAAGUAGCCAGCAAUCCAGCUACGAUUACGAUAUUUUUGCCCAUACUAUCUCCUUUGGCUGAAGCCAUUCAUGUGAACCCACUUUUCAUUUUGAUACCUGCUACCUUGUGUACUUCCUUUGCAUUCCUGCUUCCUGUAGCAAACCCAGCCAAUGCCAUUGUAUUUUCAUAUGGUCAUUUAACUGUUAUGGACAUGGUGAAAGCUGGUUUGGGCAUUAACAUCAUCGGAGUUGCUGUAGUUAUGCUUGCAAUUAUGACAUGGAUAGUGCCUAUAUUCGAUCUCUAUACUUACCCAAGUUGGGCACCAAACAUUCCUUCUGCAAAUAGCACUGGGCUGUAAAAAAAAAAAUAAUCCUGGGGAUUGGUUUGGAUUGGUUUUGUUUCUUUUCUUUUCCACUGACAUGUGGUGAGUCACUUAAAAUGCUUUUUGUCACCACAAUGAUGUGGCUCCACAUUACUAUAAAUGCCAUAUUUCACAGUCCCAGAGACUGAUGAUCCAGUCUGAGAGUCUAAUCAGGAAGAGUGCUAGACUUUCUAAAUAUCAUAAAGUUAGAUCAAGUUUCUAAUCUAGUUCAGCUAGCCUGAAUUUUUAUAUCUUCCUGUUAUGAAGGAAAAAAUAAAUGUGCAUAGCCAUUAUCACUGGCAGUUUGCCCCCAUUCUCAGGGUAGUGGAAUAAUGAGAUUUAGAUUUUAUUAUUUCAAAUAUUUUUCUUACUAAUACUUUGGUGAUAUUUGGGGUUGUCAAAGAACAUAUUGAUUUUCUGUUUUCUAGAUUCAAACACUGUUUGAAAUGGUGUUGAUCAUGAACAAAAGAUCAGGCAGCGGAUUGUCUCAAACACAUAGUUUACAGACCUGAGAAAAAUGCACAGAAAAUGGAGAAGAGUAGCAUGACCGCUUUACACAGCACUUUAUCUGUUAAGCACCUUGCAAUAUGGAAGGACAGUACAUAUUUAAGCAUAUGUUUAGUCUGCUUCCUUCCAGGACCUCACUGAAACGUGGUGGUGUUGUUGUCAUUUAGUAUUUUUCUGAAUAGACAUGUAUCGAUAGAUCUGAGUUGAUCUGUAUGAAUGGAGACUAAAUUUUCAUCAUACCUCUCUGCCAAAAGUAGAGAUACAUCCCCUUGAUGAAUGAAAGCACAAGAUAUAGAGUGCUGAAAAUGUGACGCUCAGUCCAUCAAUCAAGACUACAGUGCAUCUUCACAGGGAGGCUCAUGAUCUCUACAUGCCAGGUGGCAGUUUAAGGUUACUAGACUGUGUUAAUGUUGUGAACAAAAAACAGUGCAAUGCAGUCAGAAUGGAAGUUUGAAGUUCAAAGGUAUCUUCAAAUAAUGGUAUUUUAUAUGGUUGUUACAUGUUUUUCACAGUAAGGACUACAGUGGUGUUUUUUUCACCUGUUGGGAAGACCCAUGACAAUUUGUAAAGAGCAUUUAGUUAAUAGUCUGAAUCAAAGCUGCAGGUAUUUAGCUUGGGUCAUCCCUUGGGGCACCUCUCUGAUGGUUGUAAACCUUAAUCUGUCUUUUAGAGAUAGUGUAAAUUAUCUAUUUUUCCUAACAACAACAACAAAAGCGCUUUUGUUUUUUGAUUAGAUGGUUUAUAUCUACUUUUGAUAGUGCAUAUUUAGAGAUGUCAGUCAUGACUUCUAUAAUGCCAGAAUACAGUGUAUAGGAUUGUUAUAUAUGUAGUUUGCUUCCAUUAGCUACUAGUUGCAGAUUCAGCUGCAAUGAGUUAUUAAAGAAGAACUUUUUCUUAGCGAUGAUGUUUUUGCAUAAGGAAUUGUUAUCUGUACAUGCCACCACACUUUUCAGCCUGACUGAGGCUGCUAUCUCUUUAGGAUGGCUACCUCCCUUUUCUUUUGCUUGCUUUUUUUUUUUUUUUAUAUACAGUGCUUGGUAAAAUAGGGCUAUGUCCAUGACUAGGCCAGUCAGGAGCUGCCACCAUACAGAUAAUGGUAACUGAUCCCCUGCAGCAAUGAUUAUGAUUUCAGAUAUGCAACACCUGGCUAAAUGAAGCCUCUAACUCAUCAGGUACUAGAGGCAAAUGCUUAUGCAAGUAGCUAAUCCAAGAUAUAGGUCUUGGAUUAUAACAUAUGGUGUCUUCCUGGAAGGAUGUACAGCACAGAAACAAGGAGCUCAUGGUUUAUGUAGGCCUUUGGUCCUGUGGGCAUAGAGAGGAGAACCAGCUAAGAGAGUGCUCUUACUUUAAGGUUCCCAGGUAUCACCUUUCCAGUUCUAUCAGUAAUUUUCAGGUUAUGCAAGGGCAGUGGAAACAGUGAAUCAUAGACUAUUUCAAGUGGAAGGGAUCUCAGAAGACCAUCACAUCCAACCUCUCGCUCGAAGCAAGAUUAGCACUAAAUUCAGACCAGGUUGUUCAGGGAUUUGUCUAGUCACAUCUUGAAAGUCUCCAAGACAUAGACUGCACAACUUCCUUGGGUAAUGUUCUCCAGUGCUUUACUGUCCUUGUGGUGAAAUGUUUUGUCUUUAAACAAGUGAACAAACAUAUUACAUUCAUUUUAGUGGAAUAGACUGAUUUUUCUUAGUUCUAUUUGAGAUGAUAGAUUUUUUUUCUAUGUGUAAAAUUGUUUUUUUUAAAUUUUUUUAAUGAAAUAUGAAAAAGGGAGACAGUCGUCUUUGUGGCCUUAUGUUCAACACUCCCAGUGAACGUGAUACUUUCAGUCUCCACUGGUCUGCUCUGCAAUGAAUCACCAGUAAAAUAAUCAUGUGGCUACUGUUGUUCAGCCAGAGGAAAUCUGUUAACUGCUUAUGAGCUGUCCCACAGUUUUAUUAAUGUUCACAAUACAGAAUUGGCUCUUGUAACUUCAGCCUUGAAUAUGACAUUGAGGUCUACAGAGGUCCAUGAAUGCACUGCUCUGUGAAAUCAUGCUUUGACACCUGUAUUCUCUCGUCAAGUUGUAUAUCUUCAUGGAAGAAUGAUAAUAAUUUUGCACCAUUUCAGAGAACUCUUCAGAAGUUGUCAAAUGUAGUAAGUGAUACAGUUUUCAGUGUAGGCUGAAGCUCAGUUUGUACCAGCUGAUUUUCAGCUGUUCAUUUGCUUUACUUUUUUACUUUUUCACAGGAUCAUAGAUAAUGUGAUAAGAAAGGCCCAUUGUGUCUGAACCCUCACAUAAUGCAGAUCACAGAAUUUCCCUAAACUACUUUUUCAGGACCGGCAGCGUGAUAAAGUAUCUUAGUAAACAAGAAAGAAGAUUCACAAUGUUUAAUGAAGGAUGCACUUUUAAAAACUGCUUUCACUGCAAUCUGUGUAUGCAGUGAAUAAUAUGCAAAGAGAGAAGGGAGGGAUUUGUAAAGUAAAGAAAGUUAGUAAUCUGUUGGGCCAUGUGUAUUUAUAAACUAUCAAAAUGAAAUGCAGAAUUAUAAAUAAACUGGCUUUCAGUGACCAGCAUGCUUACUGUCACAAUGUACCAAAUUAGCAACAAAAAUGGAACAAUCAAGCAUGAGGUUUUUGAGAGAUUGUAUCCUGUAAGUAAACCAGUCAUGAAUAAGUGAAUUGGUAGUAGUGGGAAUGUAGGUUUUCAUCAGGAUUUUUUCUCCCUUGUUUUGCUAAAAGUUUAAGCAACAGGUCAGACAAAAUCUUUGAGCCAAGUUAUUAUUGCUAACUUAUUUUUAAAGCUUUUAAGAACCUUUUAAGUCAAAAUGAACAACUCUGCAGUGCAGAGAUUAAUAUUGCUAGAACUUCCUCACCUGAGAGCAUUGCAAUGGAGGAAAAAGAGAAUUUCAAAAAGUGGUUGGCUGUCUGGGUACCCAAUGCGUGGAUUUGGCUCUGACCGCAGGCACAGAGCACCAUGCUGACUGCCAGCAGAAAACGUGCGCUUCGUAUGUUGCUAUUAUAUUCAUUGCUUUGUCCAGAGUUUUUGAGUAUUGUGACAAAUGGUGGAAAUGCAGCUAUAAUUAUUUUAAGAGUUGAUUAAUGUAUGAUGACUACAUUAACUAUUUGUAAAUUGCUUUGUGCAUAAUUUUCAUAUAAAAUGAUGUGGUUUUUUCUUUGUCUCAGCUCAGUCUAAUUAGUCUACUGUAUGAGUACAUAAGUAAUAUUUAUGACUUACUAUUUAUUCGUGGUCCCAUUCCUGCUGAAUUAAAUGGAGCCUUUGCCAUGUACUUCAUUAGGGGAGAUGUGCCGGGUCUUUGUUCUCCUUUUCUAUGGCCAUGCUACAUUUAAUAUACUUUCACUUUGCAUUUGGAAGAUGUGCUUUUAGAUUACCAGAAACCACAAAACAAGCAAACCCUGGAAAAAGCUUCUUGACCAUUCCACUACUAUGAUCAGAUAGAUAGAGAGAUCAUAGUCUUGCAGUGUAAAUCCCCUUAUGUACUUUUAAAAUUAAGUAUCUGUGCUUGUUUACUGCAAGGCUCUUGUUUGUUUAAAGUCAACCAGCCUAUAGCCCGAGGGCUUGCUGAGGAGCAAUGCAGCACAGCAGGUCAGGAAGGGUGUAGGGAAAAAAUCCAUGCCUCAUACCCUGGAUCUUACAACUUUUUGAUUAGGUGUAGAUACUAAGCGAGUAUGCGUACUAAUUACAACAAUCAAAAGGCUGUUGUAUGUCAUGUGCAGUUGCUGGCAGGACCCGAAGGCUUCUAGUGACCCGUUAGAUGCACAGCAGUCUAGUCCUGUCCCCCGUCCUGCCCUGCCAUCAGCAGCCCACAGUAGGAUGCCACCGCCCUGACGGUGACACCCUGCUGCCCCAGACCUCCUGGAGCUGAGGGUAUUCCCCAGUGGUCAGGUCUGCACAGACGUCAGAUUGCUUUGCAGCUAUUAGUGAUAAAUGAUAACUUCAGUUAUCGGCUUAGUUCUUCGUCUCUGCAAAGUUGAUUUGAUGAUUUAUGGGUUUUAACAAUCACUGAAUUCUUUUUCGGUGUUAUUCCUUAAUACUUUUGCCAUUUUGGAAGCUGUUGUAUGUUACUUUACCUGUCCAAUGUUCAAUUUCUGUACAACUUUACUUUACAAUACUGGUCUACUGUUUUUAAAAUAACUAUUUCCCAAAUGCUGUACAGUCCAACAUGUAUUUAGUGCUAAA
Molecule: messenger RNA, 6966 nt
Organism: Aquila chrysaetos chrysaetos
Lineage: Eukaryota; Metazoa; Chordata; Aves; Accipitriformes; Accipitridae
Gene: SLC13A1
Product: solute carrier family 13 member 1
Exons: 16
Coding region: 384-2285 (633 amino acids)
Biological process (GO): monoatomic anion transmembrane transport
Cellular component (GO): membrane
Molecular function (GO): sodium:sulfate symporter activity
Source: RefSeq, a predicted model, not a curated record